Tetrapisispora phaffii CBS 4417 is the source of this 1185-nucleotide messenger RNA. Its product is annotated as glyoxylate reductase. The transcript has a single exon. Lineage: Eukaryota; Fungi; Ascomycota; Saccharomycetes; Saccharomycetales; Saccharomycetaceae. Gene Ontology annotation, molecular function: NAD binding; hydroxypyruvate reductase [NAD(P)H] activity; glyoxylate reductase (NADPH) activity. Gene Ontology annotation, cellular component: cytosol. The record is from RefSeq and is a predicted model, not a curated record. Bases 1 to 1185 code for a protein of 394 amino acids.
AUGGCUACUUCAUCUAAGAAAAAUAUACUUUUGACCUAUCGUGACAUUUGGAAUAUCGAUGAGUCCCUGCCACUUUACAAAACUCUUUCUCCAAAAGUUAACUUCAUAAAAUACAAGAUCACCACUAAGCAUGAUUUCAAGAGGUUCUUAGAAAACAGUACAAUUAAUGGAUGGUGGAUUAAUGAAGAAUUUUUUGACCUAUUAGGCAACCCUAGUGACUACUGGAAUCAAUACCCUGAAUCAUUGAAAGCAAUAUUGGUUCCAUGGGUAGGAUGUGAAUUCAUCGAUGGUGCAAAACUGUGGAAGGAAAAACAAAUUCUACUCUGUAAUAUUGGUAAUAAUGCAGCAACUAACGUAGCAGAUAUGGCAAUAUUCUUAACUAUAAGUUGCUUUAGGCUGACUACUGCUUGGGAAUAUUGUCUAAGAUUUUUGGAGCAUGGUGAUAUUAAGAAUUGUAAAACUUAUAUCGGAGGCUCUGAUAAGCCUCAGUUGACAAUGUGGACUAGGGAUUCAGAUGCUGAACAUGUAAGCAUACAAAUGCCAAGUAAAGUUAACUAUUCUUCAUCUGACAAGCAAGUAUUCAAUAUGCAUAACAAUUACACAAUACUGGGGAAAGAGUUAGAAUCACCAACAAAUAAAAAUGUGUUGAUCUUGGGAUUCGGCGCAAUUGGAAGGAAUAUUGGUAAGAGAUUACAUUACUGUUUCGAUGCACAUAUAUACUAUUUCAAAAGGUCUGGCGCUGUUCAUCCAAGUUCACUAAAUUAUCCAGCUCAUUAUUGCCCUUCUUUAACUGACAGAACAACAUGGGAGAAUAUAGAUCUAAUAGUUCUUUCAUUACCUUCAAAUAAGGAUUCUAACGAUUUAAUAUGCACAAAAACUCUUGCCAUGUGUAAGAAUGGUGUAAGAAUAGUAAAUGUAGGACGUGGAUCAUGCAUUAAUGAAGAGGAUUUGAUUGACGCAUUGAAUACAGGGAAAGUGAGUUCAUGUGGACUUGACGUGUAUAAAGACGAAUCAAAGCCAAUAAAAAAAGAGCUAUUAGAAAGGAUAGAUAUCACCUUAAUGCCACACAUAGGCAGUGAUGUAAAAGAUAUGAUUGAAAGACAAACUGUGGCUACUUUAGAAAAUAUUGAAGAUAUAUUUCUUCAUAAUGGUAAAGGGAAGUACACUAUCAAUCUCCCAAAAUAA